AAAAUUAUCUUCGUACCUUGGCGCUGCCAUUCUUGGCCAUCCAUGUAAGCUAUUCGCAUCACAAAACCGAGCUGCGAAACCGCGACAAACAGAACCCACAUAAAUACCUAAAAGGAAAAAAGAAAAUAAAUCAAAACCCCCAGUAGUGGCGCCCACUUAGCUGUCGAUUCUCUUUAGUUUUUGGACAGUGAAAGAAUAAAGAUGGGUUAUUCAUUUGCUUAAUCAAGUUGGGUCUCUCUUAUAACAGCAAAAAUGAAGGUGAAAGUAGUGUGUGGGAAAGUCUACGAAUACAUCAGAUACGAUCUGAAGGAAAUAGCUUUCCCUUCUUCAUUGCCUGAUCCUCCCCACAUCAAAAAGCGCCGCAAAUUGACUUGGCACGAGCGUUUUUUAGUCUUAAAGGAGGCAUCUAGGCUUUAUGCUGCAAGCUGGGUAAGGGAUAUUGGUCCUGAUCUUAGACCAAAUGAUUAUAAGAAGGAUGAAGGGAAUGAAGGUAAACCCAGUGGAGAUAAGAGAAGGACUAAAGAGACAGAACCUUCAACAUUGGAAGAUAUUGCGGUUGCUGCAAGAGGAGGGAUGGAGACUUUGAGGCCUGCUUUACAGAAGUUGUACAUGACAAGGGCUUCUUCAUAUAGAGAUGCUCUCAAGAGUUUUAUAGAUGGAUAUCAAGAAGGUAUCCAGCAGGUCAUGGCGAAAAAGGAAGUUUCUGAAGCCCAACAGGAAGGCAAUACCCAGAAAACUUCAACUUAACUACUGAUGGUGCAUAAAAGGCAAUGCAUAGGAGUACUUCUCCAGCACACCUAUUGUUGAUAAAAUUUUAGAGCUUUGGUGGAUCUGGGUUGGCAUGAAAUCACAAGUAUGAUCCAUACCCUGGGGAAUUUUGCUGUAUUAUGAAAGUAAAUUAAAAAAACCAUGACUAUAAUGGAAAUGUUCUGUACAUAACUAUGCCUCAUUACACUAGUUCUGCAUUGCCGGUGCUGAAGCUUUUUCUUUCUUCCGAAUGAGUCUAGCAAAGUGGAAUGCAGGAUUUUUUGAUGUUUCAUGCAUGUCUGUUUUCGGUUUAGUUUAGCAUUUAACAUUCUUGUGAGAAAUGUAAAGGAACCAUUAUGCCUCAUCUCUUUGUUAAGUGCAAAUCAAAACCAGCUGCUUGAAGGAG
This is a messenger RNA of Theobroma cacao (cacao), 1153 nucleotides long. Its product is annotated as embryo defective 2735. NCBI's taxonomy places the organism in Eukaryota, Viridiplantae, Streptophyta, Magnoliopsida, Malvales, Malvaceae. The record is from RefSeq and is a predicted model, not a curated record.